Mustela erminea (ermine) is the source of this 4658-nucleotide messenger RNA. It is a transcript of the gene TCAF1, whose product is annotated as TRPM8 channel associated factor 1. The record is from RefSeq and is a predicted model, not a curated record. The coding region runs from base 185 to 2944 and encodes 919 amino acids. Gene Ontology annotation, biological process: positive regulation of anion channel activity. The transcript has 9 exons. Lineage: Eukaryota; Metazoa; Chordata; Mammalia; Carnivora; Mustelidae.
GAAGGAGAAACCCCUCCUUCCCCCCCUACCCAAUCCCGGCUGCGCCUCCUCCCGGCUACCAGCUCGCUCGCCUGCGCGCCGCGGGGCUGCCUGCAGGGAAGCCCCUUCCCCACCGCACCGUGCGUCCGCACUGCACCCCCAGCCCUGCCCCCAGCUGCCGCCGAGACCCGAAGUCGAUCCAGCCAUGGCGACUCCCUCUGCUGCCUUUGAGGCCCUUAUGAAUGGAGUGACAAGCUGGGAUGUCCCUGAAGAUGCCAUCCCAUGUGAAUUGCUUCUAAUUGGAGAGGCCUCCUUCCCAGUGAUGGUGAAUGACAUGGGCCAGGUUCUCAUUGCUGCCUCUUCCUAUGGCCGAGGUCGCCUGGUGGUGGUGUCCCAUGAGGACUACUUGGUAGAGGCCCAGCUCACUACCUUUCUCCUCAAUGCAGUGGGUUGGCUCUGUUCUUCCCCUGGGGCUCCCAUUGGUGUACACCCAUCCCUGGCACCCCUGGCCAAAAUCCUUGAGGGUUCUGGGGUGGAGGCGAAGAUUGAGCCGGAAGUGAAAGACUCCCUCGGGGUUUACUGCAUUGAUGCCUAUAAUGAAACCAUGACGGAAAAGUUGGUCAAGUUUAUGAAACGUGGAGGGGGCUUGCUCAUUGGAGGCCAGGCCUGGGACUGGGCCAAUCAGGGCGACGACGAAAGGGUGCUUUUCACAUUCCCUGGCAACCUCGUGACCAGUGUGGCCGGCGUGUACUUCACCGACAACAAAGGGGACACAAGUUUCUUUAAAGUCUCCAAGAAGAUGCCCAAGAUCCCAGUCUUAGUUAGCUGUGAAGAUGAUCUCUCCGAGGACAGAGAGGAGCUCCUGCAUGGGAUUUCAGAGCUGGACAUCAGCAACUCAGAUUGCUUCCCCUCCCAGCUUCUUGUGCAUGGGGCUCUAGCCUUUCCCCUGGGGUUAGAUUCCUAUCACGGCUGUGUCAUAGCGGCUGCUCGCUAUGGCCGGGGCCGGGUGGUGGUGACUGGCCACAAGGUAUUAUUCACCGUGGGAAAACUGGGCCCCUUUCUGCUCAAUGCUGUUCGCUGGCUGGAUGCAGGCCGCCGAGGCAAGAUCGUGGUGCAGACGGAACUCAGGACACUGAGCGGCUUGCUCGCGGUCGGGGGCAUAGACACCAGCAUUGAGCCCCAUCUGACCAGUGAUGCAAGUGUCUAUUGCUUUGAACCCGUGAGUGAUGUGGGGGUCAAAGAGCUGCAGGAGUUUGUAGCUGAGGGUGGGGGAUUGUUUGUUGGAGCCCAGGCCUGGUGGUGGGCCUUCAAGAACCCUGGAGUGUCUCCUUUGGCUCGCUUCCCAGGAAACCUCCUCCUCAACCCCUUUGGCAUCAGCAUCACAAGCCAAAGCCUUAAUCCAGGGCCCUUCCGUACGCCUAAAGCAGGGAUAAGGACCUAUCACUUCCGCACCACACUGGCCGAGUUCCAAGUCAUAAUGGGCAGGAAAAGAGGGAACGUGGAAAAGGGCUGGUUGGCCAAGCUGGGGCCAGACGGUGCAGCUUUCCUGCAGAUCCCCGCCGACGAGAUCCCUGCAUACAUGUCUGUGCAUCGGCUCCUGAGGAAGCUCCUGAGUCGGUAUCGGCUCCCAGUCGCAACCCGAGAGAACCCUGUUAUCAAUGACUGCUGCAGGGGGGCUAUGCUUUCCCUGGCCACUGGCUUGGCCCACUCUGGAAGUGACCUCUCUCUGUUAGUGCCAGAAAUUGAAGACAUGUACAGCAGCCCCUAUCUGCGCCCCUCGGAGUCUCCUAUCACCGUUGAGGUCAACUGCAACAAUCCAGGCACUAGAUAUUGCUGGAUGAGCACCGGGCUCUACAUUCCUGGAAGGCAGAUUAUAGAGGUCUCGCUGCCUGAAGCCGCUGCCUCUGCUGAUCUGAAGAUACAGAUCGGCUGCCACACGGAUGACCUGACCAGAGCCAGCAAGCUGUUCCGAGGUCCGCUCGUGAUUAACCGGUGCUGCUUGGACAAGCCCACCAAGUCCAUUACCUGCCUCUGGGGCGGCCUGCUCUAUAUCAUCGUGCCGCAGAGCAGCAAACUGGGCUCUGUGCCCAUCACUGUUAAGGGGGCUGUGCAUGCCCCAUACUAUAAGCUGGGGGAGACCUCCCAGGAGGAGUGGAAGAGGCGCAUCCAGGAGAAUCCAGGUCCCUGGGGAGAGCUGGCUACGGACAACAUCAUCCUGACAGUGCCAACCGCCAACCUCCGAACGCUGGAGAACCCCGAGCCGCUGCUUCGCCUCUGGGACGAGGUGAUGCAGGCUGUGGCACGGCUGGGGGCCGAGCCCUUCCCUCUGCGUCUGCCUCAGAGGAUCGUUGCUGACGUGCAGAUCUCAGUUGGCUGGAUGCAUGCGGGGUACCCCAUCAUGUGCCAUCUGGAAUCUGUGCAAGAGCUCAUCAAUGAGAAGCUGAUCAGAACCAAGGGGCUGUGGGGACCCGUCCAUGAGCUCGGCCGCAACCAGCAGCGGCAGGAGUGGGAGUUCCCCCCACACACCACCGAGGCCACCUGCAAUCUGUGGUGUGUUUACGUGCAUGAAACAGUCUUGGGCAUCCCUCGAGGUCGCGCCAAUAUUGCUCUGUGGCCCCCAGUUCGGGAGAAGAGAGUCCGAAUCUACCUGGGCAAGGGUCCCAAUGUGAAAAACUGGAAUGCGUGGACUGCCCUGGAAACGUAUCUACAGCUACAGGAGGCCUUUGGUUGGGAGCCAUUCAUCCGUCUCUUCACUGAGUAUAGGAACCAGACCAACUUGCCCACAGACAAUGUGGACAAAAUGAAUCUGUGGGUGAAGAUGUUCUCCCACCAAGUGCAGAAGAAUCUGGCUCCGUUCUUUGAGGCCUGGGCCUGGCCUAUCCAGAAGGAAGUGGCUACCAGCCUGGCCUAUCUGCCUGAAUGGAAGGAAAAUAUUAUGAAAUUAUACCUCCUCACACAGAUGUAAGGAGUGCCCAGCGAGGUGGCAGGCCCCACUGAAAUUGAAGUCAAGAAAUGCAAAAGAGAAGUGAAAACAUCUCGGCAAAGAAAACUGAACAGAUUUGAUUAUAAGUGAAGAACAUCUCAACACAUUUCUGAAAGAGAGAAAGAGGAUGAAGCAUGACAAUGAAUGAAAGACUGAAGGUAUCUUUCAGAUAGAAGCUGAUCUGAACAACAUAAUCCCAAAGAAAAGUGAGCACCUGAAAAGUCUAUAAAGAAUUAUACCAGUUGUAAAAGUGAAACCAAUCCUACCCUGCCCCAACCAUUGUGCUUAGAACAGAGGCAGACCAUUAUUGGUAUCCAUUAAAAAUCUACUGUUCUUGUAAUUGUUUGUAUAGAAAUUGAAUAAACUGCCUGAGGAGAGGUAGGAGUUGGUGUCCCAGAAUAAAAUUUCUCUUUUUGUCGAAAUAAGUGACCUCCUAGCCUAUCAGCUAAUUCUCUGACUAUGGAAACCCCUGCUCAAGUGACCCAAGUGCUUCUAGUCCUAGAAGAGGCUUAUUGGAGAAACAGACCCAACCAUACACUGGCAGGGGAUACCCAUGCCAACCCCUGUAACAGUUAACAAUUACUUGAUUCUUAAAUGCAAAUAGUCAGCUAGGAACCCCCAGUCUCUGGGCAUCGGGGGUUGAAGGGAGAGGACACGGGAGGAGCAGAUAAGAAAAAUGACCAGUUAGAAUUUGGAGACCUGAAAAGUGAACAUGGAAAGAAUAACUUUAAAAUCUGUAUCUUCAGAGAGAUUGCAGGUGUAAUUGUAAGACAAGUUCAGAAUGCUACAAACAAAGGAGAAACAGAAUAAAAAGAGCUCUUGAAAGUGAAAUUAAACUGCCCAAAAUAUCCAAUAGGCAGGCCGGAAAAUAAAGUUGAAGGAAGCCCCUUAGAUAUAGAACAAAAAGAAAUAGCAGAGAAAAUGAGGAAAGGAAAAGAUCUAGACAAUCAAUAUCUAAGCAUUAGGACUAUCUGGAAAAGAGAACACACAAAAUAUAGGUGAGGAAGUAAAAUGGAAAAAAAUGAAGAACAAAAAGAACUAAGUCUCCAGAUUGAGGGUUCCCAAUGAAACCUGUAUCUAGACAGAAUCUUGUGAACUUCUGGAAUAUUAAGUAUACAGGGAAGAUAUUAAAAGGGUCCACAGAGAAAAUAAAGUUAAGUCAUCACCAUUAGCUCAUCCAAAAAACGAAUAAGAAAUAGACUGGCAGCAGAUUUUUCAUUAGCAACACUGAAUGCUAGAAGCCAGUGGAGCAAUCGCUUAUGGAAGAUUUUUGUACUCGGAAUACUAUUGCAAGCCAAAUUGCCUCAAGUAGUGUCAAAAUAAAGACAUUUUCUGACAUGCAACUUUUCAGUCGACCUACUUCGAAUCCUUUCUGAGGAAGUACACUGAGAAGUUCUCUGACAAGAUAAAAAAGAAACCCAAGGAAAGAGGAAAAUAUAGAAUCCAGAAAACAAUGCAUCUCACCCAGGCUGUCUCACUCUAGAGUGAGAGUUGUCCAGCAGGAUGUGUCAUUUUAGCAACCCAUUUUAGAUGAGAAUACACCGUCUCAGCCUCUUUGGAGAAAGUGUGCAUUCUGUUCCAUAGUUUCUUUGAGAAGCUGGAAUGUUUGAGAGUAUGGAGACAUACAUUCUUUACUCAGCAAAAAGAAAAUGGAAAUGUGUCAAGACAUUCAGGUCCAAUUGUGAAACAACAAAAA